Pongo pygmaeus (Bornean orangutan) is the source of this 3531-nucleotide messenger RNA. RefSeq names its product protein SPT2 homolog. NCBI's taxonomy places the organism in Eukaryota, Metazoa, Chordata, Mammalia, Primates, Hominidae. Bases 1 to 1317 code for a protein of 438 amino acids. The transcript is spliced from 5 exons. The record is from RefSeq and is a predicted model, not a curated record.
AUGAAACUCCAUGACCCAGCAACUCCACGUUAUGAAUUCACACCGAAGAAAACCUCCAACGAUAGGAAGACUUAUCCUGAUGCUUUUGGGGUCACGUGUUUGGGGAGGGAACUGGCGGUAGCCCAGGAGCCCCAGACCACGGAGGUCACCCUGCUGAACGCGAGGGUCUCUGCCUCCCACGGCUCCCACCGACAGAGCGGGCAUUCUCUUGACAACUCGCGAAAACGGAGCUUCUGGGAGCUUGUGUCCCGACCCGAGCUCAGGCAACUAGUGGGUGACAGAGCUGGGACCUCGCCCAGUUCUGACUGCCCCAGCUUUCCUGGCACAUCCAGCCUGGGGUAUACCGGGCAGGAUGCCAGCAGUUUCUCUGAGCCACGAAGCCAUGAUGGGGGCACAGAGGAGGGAGGUUCGGGCCCCGGCCCGGGGGCGUCUCACACAGGGACCCCAGGUCUGAGCUGUGUCACUCGUGCAGCCCUGGCCCUCCGCAGCCUCGGUGACCCCACCCGAGGGCCCCCACUGCUGCCCACAGACAUCUCAGGGUCUCCCAGCCGGGGUCAGCGGCGCCGGAACAGGGUCUCCCAGCCGGGGUCAGCGGCGCCGGAACAGGGUCUCCCAGCCGGGGUCAGCGGCGCCGGAACAGGGUCUCCCAGCCGGGGGUCAGCGGCGCCGGAACAGGGUCUCCCAGCCGGGGUCAGCGGCGCCGGAACAGGGUCUCCCAGCCGGGGGUCAGCGGCGCCGGAAGUGAUUCUCGUCAGCGGGAAUGCGCUGGCUGCCCGGGACCCUUCAGGGUGGGUUCUGGGGGCCAGGUGCGGCCUCAGCGCCGUCACUUCCCGGGAAGCCUCCUCCCUGGGGUCCUCGCCGGCUCCUGCUGGCUCCCCCAUUCCGCUGAAAUCUGAGGAAAAGGCUCUGGGAACGCAGCCAGACUCCCCCACAGCUCAGACGGCUUUAAAGAAAUAUUCCUGCCAGAUGUUCAGAGGCAGAGGCCAGCAUGAGUUACAGGCAAUGCUGCCAGAAACGUGUGUUUUCCUAUCUAGGAGUCAGUCUGUCGCAGACCCAUUCCUGGAUCGCCAACGUCGCCCACUCUCCCCAGAAGCCUGCUCCCUCCCGACCCGACCGGCGGGAGGCCGCGUCCCCCACGCUUGCCAGGAGCCCCGCCUGCGGCCAAGGCGUCUUCCCUGCGCCACGGGCUCCUGCGGCAACGGCCGCCUCCCGGCUGGCCUCUUUUCUGCCUUCUGCCUUCCCGUUGGCGACUGGGGAGGCCCGUGGUCAACGAGGCCCCAGCGAUCACCUGGGGGACGUCCUGUAGGGAGAGCCUGACUCAGAUUGACCAGUGUUGAGCCGUCGCACCCCCGCUUGGGACCAGGAUGGGCUGCACCUUCCCCACCCGUGGCCCUGGGACCCGCCCCACCCAAACCCCGGGGAGAUCCAACCGCAGGCUGCCUCCGGCCAGCGGAUUCACACUCGGCAAACAGGCCGGGGCCAGACGCCGCCCUGCCCUAGGUGCCCAGCAAACACGUGGGCCAGCCAGACCCCUGGACCCUCACAGGGAGGAGGAGAUGGAGAUGGGUUCACCCCCACAAAGGAGGGCGGGGAGGGGAUGGCCGUCACGCCCAGGUGCCGGGACAGGAGCUGAGGGCCGCGUGCACCCCUUGGGCCCUUGGAGGGGCCGGCAUGUGCCUCUCUGUCCCUGUGCCACUUCCACUGGCUGUACAGGGCUACCACCACGGAAACCGCAUGUGUAACCCCUGGAAACAGGGUCCUCCUUGAUGAAUCAUGUUCUAAGUUGGGAGGAAAAUUCACUGGAUAGUGGAGGCCUAGAAAGAAAGAAAAAAUGUCUUUGUUCCACAGAUGCUUGGAGGGCUUGGGUCCUCGGUGUUUAUAGUGGGUGCCGCCUUCCAACACCACACCCUAGGAAGGAAUCACCGGAGGGCGUUCCGGAAACUCCGCAGUCACUGGGGAGGGGGCGCAGACAGCCCUCACCAUCUGCCCUCUGGGCACAAACACAGGGCCUGUCCCCUGCCCGUGGGUGCAGCUGUCCUGCUCCCUCCUGGAAGGCACUCGGACUUCUGUGGAAAAAGAGCUUAUGGGAUGGAAAAUCCCUGGAUGAGUUUCCUCCCAGCCUUUCCUGGGGGUGGAGGACAGACCUGCAGCCCUGAGCGAGCUCCUACCGCGCCUGGAGAGUGGAGGGCAGGGCCAAGGCUCAGCGCUGCAGCCGGGCCCUGCGGGGCUAGAAGCACCGUCCCCUCCGCAUCCACCCUCACUGCGUGGGCCUCGUGGCCUCCUUGUCUAGAAAAUUUCCCCAGCUGGGGCCUGGGUUUUUGGAGCCCAUGGAGGGCAGGUCCUCCACAUCUCGGGUGCCCUGGGUAGGGCAGGGAGGUGACUGACGCGUCGCGCAGAGCUUGGCCGGCCGUGGUCAUAGGCGAGGGGGUGACUGAGAGACCUGGGAGGAAAAAGAUUUUUAAAGGGGGAAGUGGGACCCUGCCCUGGGGCUGGGGUUGGGAGCUCCGCGUGGGUGUGGAUGGGGGAGCAUCAGGGGACCUGCCCGGAUAAUCACGUAGGUUCUUUUCUAUUUUUCCUAAGCGUCAGCCAGCUUGAGAAAUAAAGGGACAGAGUACAAAAGAGAGAAAUUUUAAAGCUGGGCGUCCAGAGGAGGCAUCACAUGUUGGUAGGAUCCGUGAUGCUCCACAAGCCACAAAAAGCAGCAAGUUUUUAUUACAGAUUUUUAAAAGGGGAGGGAGUGUGCGAAUAGGUGUGGGUGACAGACAUCAAGUACUUAACAGGGUAAUAGAAUAUCACAAGGCAAGUGGAGGCAGGGCAAGAUCACAGGACUACAGGACCGGCGAAAUUAAAAUUGCUAAUGAAGUUUCAGGCACCAUUGUCAUUGAUAACAUCUUAUCAGGAGACAGGGUUUUGAGAUCAACAGGUCUGACCAAAAUUUAUUAGGUGGGAAUUUCCUCUUCCUAAUAAGCCUGGGAGCGCUAUGGGAGACUAGAGUCUAUUUCAUCUCUGCAGCCUCAACCGUAAGAGACAGGCGCAUCUAGGGGGGCUGUUUAUAAGCCUAUACCUCCAGGCGCAUAUUCUCUUUCUCAGAGACGUUCCAUGCUGAGAAAAAGAAUUCAGCGAUAUUUCUCCCAUUUGCUUUUGAAAGAAGAGCAAUACGGCUCUGUUCUGCCCGGCUCACCAGUGGUCAGAGUUUAAGGUUAUCUCUCGUAUUCCCUGAACAAUUGCUGUUAUCCUGUUCUUUUUUCAAGGUGCCCACAUUUCAUAUUGCUCAAACACACAUGCUGUACAAUUUGUGCAGUUAAUGCAAUUAUUACAGGGUCCUGAGGCGAUAUACAUCCUUCUCGGCUGACAGGAUUAAGAGAUUAAAGUAAGACAGGCAUAGGAAAUCACAAGGGUAUUGAUUGGGGAAGUGAUAAGUGUCCAUGAAAUCUUUACAAUUUAUGUUUAGAGAUUGCAGUAAAGGCAGGCAUAAGAAAUUAUAAAAGUAUUAAUUUUAGGAACUAAUAAAUGUCCAUAAAAUCUUCACAA